Molecule: messenger RNA, 681 nt
Organism: Gambusia affinis (western mosquitofish)
Lineage: Eukaryota; Metazoa; Chordata; Actinopteri; Cyprinodontiformes; Poeciliidae
Product: major histocompatibility complex class I-related gene protein-like
Exons: 2
Biological process (GO): immune response
Cellular component (GO): external side of plasma membrane
Source: RefSeq, a predicted model, not a curated record
ACACUGUUGUCUUGUUAUGUCAAAAUAUUCUGUUUAUGUUUUUCAAGUGUUCAUAUUUACCAGUCAGUGUAUGAAACUGAACAGAUAAAUGGAUAUAAACAGUAUGGUUAUGAUGGAGAACAUUUUCUAGUGUUCCACUUGAACACAUGUUCAUGGAAAACUGCAAAACAUCAAGGCUUCAUCACCAAACACAAGUGGGACCAUGACCCAUCUGCAUUGGACAAAUUAAGUUAUUGUACCCAGAUUUGUUCCUGGUGGCUAAAAAAGUAUAUGAACUAUGGGCCGUGCCAGUGUCUUUCUUCCAUAAGACUCCACCCUCUCCAGUCAGCUGCCUCAUGUACAGGUUUCUAUCCCAACAGAGCUGAGAAAUUCUGGAGGAAAGAAAGAGAGGAGAUUUAUGAAGGUGUGGAUAAAGGAGAGAUUCUCCCUAACAAUGACAGGUCCUUCCAGAUGAGUGUUGACAUUGAUCUGCCACCUGAAGGCUGGACAAAGUAUGAAUGUGUGUUUCAGGUCUCUGGUGAAAGUGAAAACCUCAUCAAACUGGAAAAUAAUAAAAAAUCAAGACCAAUCCUGGUGAAAGUGGACUCAGAGAAAAUUUGCUUUCAUAAGAGCAUCCAUGUUGUGCAUGUGUUUAACGAUGUGGUCACACUGUUGGUUAUCUUGCAUUUUCAAUAAAGAAUA